AACAUGACAAGACAACGGGCUACAUUGCACCAGCAGCGUCAACGCCUGGCAGCUUAGGCAGGUUCGACAGUCUCACACUUACUUAUCGCACCCAAUUGACAAACGCGCAACUGAUCUUAUCUCCAGCGAAUCCAUUUACAAACGGAGCGUGCACGGUGCGGCUGAACCGCACCGAGCCUAUCAACAGCUUCCCCGACCCGGGGUAUUUUUGGUACAUCGCGUCCAGCAGGGUUAUUACCGUAACCCCGUCCGAAUGCGGCUGGGACGCUGGGUCGGGAUUUUCUGAUUUCCGCUUCAUGGUGUCCUAUAAUGUGGAGAUGGACUACGCAGCUGAGGUGCACGAGCUGCUCAUUGAGUCGUUCACCAUGGACAUCGGCAUUGCUCCGUUGCCCUCCCCGAUGCCGCCGUCGCAACUGCCACCCAGCCCCGAGCCGCCCAGCCCUCCGGCGCCACCCAGCCCGGCGCCGCCAAGCCCAGCGCCCCUAGCUUUUGGCACCAGCCGCGCCGUUGCCUUUAGCUCGCUGCCUGUGGGCGCGCUCACCAGCUCCUCGCUGUCGGCCCAGGGCAUUGAGCUGUCUGCCGGCAGCAACCCCGUCAGCCCGGCCUGGGGAGAGGUGGUGGACUGCGCGGCGGGCUGGAGCUAUGGCGGCGGCAGCACCAUGACCGCCGCCGGCUGCACGCAGGCCCUGCGCUUCCCGUACGACGACUUCAGCGAGUCGUUCCGUCCCGCCUCGCCUCCCAUCAUGUUCUGGAGCCUCAGCCUCACGUACCGCACCACGCUGCCGUACGUGACCCUGUACCUGUACCCCACCAGCGGCCAGGGCAACGCCAACGCCUGCAAGGUGCGGCUGAACCGCACCGAGCCCAUCGCCAGCCCCAGGCCGCCGGCGUUCGUGUACUCUGCGUCCAACAGUGUGACCGUGACGGCGUCCGAGUGCGGCUGGGGCGCUGGGUCCACGUUCUUCAGCUUUUCAUUUUACGUGGGCGUGGAGGGUAGCUCAGCCGGCAUCGACGUUUCCGAGCUGCUGCUCGACUCGCUCACCAUGGAAACGGGCAUGGCUCCCUUGCCCUCGCCCUCUCCUCCCUCGCCGGCGCCCCCGUCACCGGAGCCACAAAGCCCUGCACCGCCGAGUCCCCAGCCCCCCAGCCCGAUGCCGCCCAGCCCAGAGCCGCCCUCGCUGGCACCACCGAGCCCCGAGCCCCCCAGCCCCGCGCCGCCCAGCCCGGCGCCUCAGGCUUUCGGCAGCACCCGCACCGUCAGCUUUAAUGCGCUGCCGCUUGGAAGCCUAACGCUCACGUCGCUGGAGGCACAAGACAUUCGCCUGGCCCACCAAAACGAAAGCAACGCCUUGCCCGGAUGGGGACAGGUCGUGGACUGCGCUGCAGGCUGGACGACUGAUGACAGUUGGGCUAUGACCGCCACCGGCUGCAACAAGACCCUGCGCCUUACGAAUGAACUAUCGGACUUCUUCCUGCCAUUGUCACCGCCCAGCACGUUCUGGAAGCUCUCGAUUACAUACCGCACCACAGUUAUGUUAACGGCACUUGUGCUGUAUGGCACCGGCAAUGUCAGCCACGUGUGCGACCGGGUGCUGCAGAAGUCGGAUCCGACCCUCUUGCCCAACCCGACCAAGUUCACCUACACCGCCGCGCCCAUCACGUUUACGGUGACUCCGGCGGACUGUGGCUGGGCUGCUGGGUCUACAUUCGACAGGUUUGCCAUCUUGAUUCUCACAUAUGGAGCCGGCGAGUUACUGCUCGGUAAGUGAGACGCACGUACAGAUGUCCCAGCGGUAGUCACGGCGUGGUACUAGGCGUAUUAUUAGACAUACGUGUACAUACGUGUAGCAUACCGUACUUGCAGUGUUUGGGUGGCUGUCCGUCCGGGAGGCCCAUCCAGGCGAUUGCAUGCGUAUACCCAGCCAUGGG
Chlamydomonas reinhardtii is the source of this 1929-nucleotide messenger RNA. RefSeq lists its product as uncharacterized. Lineage: Eukaryota; Viridiplantae; Chlorophyta; Chlorophyceae; Chlamydomonadales; Chlamydomonadaceae. The record is from RefSeq and is a predicted model, not a curated record. The coding region runs from base 297 to 1769 and encodes 490 amino acids. The transcript is spliced from 3 exons.